AUGGCCAGAGCUUUGUGUUUACCGCAUGUCCUCUGGCUUCUGGAGUGGGUGCUGCUGCUUGUGGGACCUGGUGCUUCCCCUCCUACCUGGGCAUUGAACCUGGACCCAGUGCAGCUCACCUUCUAUACGGGCCCCAAUGCCAGCCACUUUGGGUUUUCAUUGGAUUUCUACAAGGACAGCCAAGGGAGUGUGGCCAUCGUGGUGGGCGCACCGCGGACUCUGGGUCCCGACCAGAAGGAAACCGGUGGCGUGUUCCUGUGCCCCUGGAGGGCGGAGGGCGGCCAGUGCUCCUCACUGCACUUCAACCUCAAUGAUGAGACCCGAAAAGUAGGCUCCCAGAUUUUCCAAACUUUCAAGGCCGGGCAAGGACUGGGGGCGUCGGUCGUCAGCUGGAACAACAUCAUUGUGGCCUGUGCCCCCUGGCAGCACUGGAACGCCCUAGAAAAGACCGACGAGGCUGAGAAGACGCCUGUAGGUGGCUGCUUCGUAGCUCAGCUCCAAAGCGGCGGCCGCGCGGAGUACUCACCCUGCAGAGCGAAUACCAUGAGCAGCGUUUACCCGGAAAGGAGAUAUAGGGACGACCAUCGCUACUGCGAAGCUGGCUUCAGCUCAGCGGUCACCCAGACUGGGGAGCUGGUACUUGGGGCUCCUGGCGGCUAUUUUUUCUUAGGUCUCCUGGCCCGGGCUCCAAUUGCUGAUAUCAUCUCUAGUUACCGUCCGGGUGCCCUUUUGUGGCACGUGCCCACCCAGCGCUUGACUUCUGGCUCCGGCAACAAAGAGUACUUCCACGGCUACCAGGGGUACUCAGUGGCGGUGGGUGAAUUCGACGGGGAUCUCAGCACUACAGAAUAUGUCUUCGGUGCCCCUACUCGGAGCUGGACCCUGGGAGCGGUGGAAAUUUUGGACUUGCACUUCCGCACGCUGCACCGGCUACAGGGAGAGCAGAUGGCCUCAUAUUUCGGACACUCAGUAGCUGUCACUGAUGUCAAUGGGGAUGGGAAGCAUGAUCUGCUAGUGGGUGCUCCACUGUACAUGGAAAGCCGGGCAGACCGCAAGCUGGCCGAGGUGGGGCGCGUGUAUUUAUUCCUGCAGCCCAGAGGCCCUCACACACUGGGCACUCUCAGCCUCCUGCUGACCGGCACACAGCUGUAUGGGCGAUUUGGCUCUGCCAUCGCACCUCUGGGCGACCUCAACAGGGAUGGCUACAAUGAUGUUGCAGUGGCUGCCCCCUAUGGUGGCCCCAGUGGUCGGGGCCAGGUGCUGGUGUUCCUGGGUCAGAGUGAGGGGCUGAGUUCACGCCCCUCUCAGGUCCUGGACAGUCCCUUCCCCAAAGGCUCUGGCUUUGGAUUUUCCCUUCGAGGUGCUGUAGACAUCGAUGACAACGGAUACCCAGACCUGCUGGUAGGAGCUUACGGGGCCAACAAGGUGACUGUAUACAGAGCUCAGCCAGUAGUGAUGGCCACUGUCCAUUUGCUGGUGCAAGACUCACUGAAUCCUACUGUGAAAAAUUGUCUCCUGCCCCAGACCAAGACAUCAGUGAGCUGCUUUGAUAUCCAGAUGUGUGUAGGAGCCACUGGGCACAACAUUCCUCAGAAGCUGUACCUAAAUGCUGAGCUGCAGCUUGAUAGGCAGAAGCCCCGCCAGGGCCGGCGGGUGCUCCUGCUCGACUCUCAACAGGCAAGCACCACCUUCAACCUGGACCUGGGAGGAAGGCACAAACCCAUCUGCCGCACUACUAAGGCCUUUCUUCGAGACGAGGCAGACUUCCGGGAUAAGUUAAGUCCCAUUGUGCUCAGUCUCAACGUGUCCCUGCUCACCAAGGAGGAGGCUGGAGCAGCCCCUGCUGUCGUGCUGCAUGGAGACACCCAUGUCCAGGAGCAGACCCGCAUCAUCCUGGACUGUGGGGAAGAUGACGUGUGUGUGCCACAGCUCCAGCUCACUGCCAAUGUGACGGGCUCCCCACUCCUAGUUGGGGCAGAUAAUGUGCUGGAGCUGCAGAUGGACGCAGCCAACGAGGGUGAGGGAGCAUACGAGGCAGAGCUGGCCGUACACCUGCCCUCAGGGGCCUACUACAUGCGUGCCCUCAGCAAUGUGGAGGGUUUUGAGAGGCUCACCUGUAACCAGAAGAAGGAAAAUGAGACCAAGGUGGUGCUGUGUGAGCUAGGCAACCCCAUGAAGAAGAACGCCCAGAUAGGAAUCACGAUGUUGGUGAGUGUGGGAAACCUGGAAGAAGUUGGAGAGCAUGUGUCCUUCCAGCUGCAGAUCAGGAGCAAAAACAGCCAGAAUCCAAAUAGUGAGCCUGUGCUGCUGGAUGUGCCAGUCUGGGCAGAGGCACAACUGGAGCUGCACGGGAACUCCUUUCCAGCCUCCCUGGUAGUGGCAGCAGAAGAAGGUGACAGGAAGCAGAACAUCUCAGACAGCUGGGGCCCCAAAGUGGAACACACCUAUGAGCUGCACAAUGAUGGCCCUGGGACUGUGAGUGGCCUCCGACUCAGCAUCCACCUCCCCAGCCAGUCCCAAUCCUCUGACCUGCUCUACAUCCUGGAUGUGCAGCCCCAGGGGGGCCUUCAAUGUUCCCCACAGCCGUCCCCUAACCCUCUCAAGCUGGACUGGAAGCUGCCUACCCCCAGCCCUUCCCCCAUCCACCCAGAGGAUCACAGGCGGGAGCGCAGGCAUGCCUCCCCAGGCUCCAAGCAGCCCUCAAGUCUUCAGGAUCCAGUUCUGGUGGUGAGCAAGCUCUGUGGUCUCUGGCUGGGAACUCCCUGGGACCCAGGGACAGAGAGGAUGGGAGGCAGACCCCUGGAUCAGUUCAUCCUACAGUCGCACGCUUGGUUCAACGUCUCCUCCCUUCCCUAUGCCGUGCCUGCCCUCAGCUUGCCCAGCGGGGAGGCUUGGGUGGAAACAAAAUUGCUUCGGGUCUUGGAAGAAAAGCCUGUUCCAAUCUGGUGGGUGCUGGUGGGUGUGCUAGGUGGCCUGCUCCUGCUCACUCUCCUUGUCCUGGCCAUGUGGAAGGUUGGAUUUUUCAAGCGGAAUCAGCCACCCCUGGAAGAAGAAGAUGAAGAGGAGGAAUGAUGGCACAGCCCUCUCCCUGCCCCUAUUCUAGCCGGGAAUGCUGGAUGGUGCCUGCUGCACCCCUUCUUCUCUGAGUUGCCUCUGAGCUCUCACACCUAUGGGUUAGAACUGUUCCAAGGGGCCUCCUGGUAUUCUUCCCCUCCCAACAUAGCUGGGCCAUUCCCUUUCCUGCUGCCCAAUAAAGAGACUGAUCCUCAAA
This is a messenger RNA of Otolemur garnettii (small-eared galago), 3271 nucleotides long. It is a transcript of the gene ITGA2B, whose product is annotated as integrin subunit alpha 2b. Gene Ontology annotation, biological process: integrin-mediated signaling pathway; cell-matrix adhesion; angiogenesis. The coding region runs from base 1 to 3072 and encodes 1023 amino acids. Gene Ontology annotation, molecular function: integrin binding. NCBI's taxonomy places the organism in Eukaryota, Metazoa, Chordata, Mammalia, Primates, Galagidae. The transcript is spliced from 29 exons. Gene Ontology annotation, cellular component: external side of plasma membrane; integrin complex. The record is from RefSeq and is a predicted model, not a curated record.